Messenger RNA from [Torrubiella] hemipterigena, 2685 nucleotides. Lineage: Eukaryota; Fungi; Ascomycota; Sordariomycetes; Hypocreales; Clavicipitaceae. The record is from the annotation of a GenBank genome assembly.
CUGAGUUAGCGCAGCGGCUCCACUUAUGCCUAUCCUCUCCAUCCCAGCCCGCGCCUCUCGCUGCCUUCUUCUUUCCGGCUACUCUUCCUUGUCUUUUCCUCUUCGUUUUUCCGGCCACUUUCUCCCCUCCGCAACCUCAACCUCACCACGCAACCGCCACCGCACCGGAUCCAAUUCGCCUUGGAGACAUUGCGUGCAUCAAACCUGCCCCGUGUCGCGUUCUCUUUUUUCUUCUGUUUGCUCGGUUUAUCCUUCCACGGCGCACAGCUUUGUGCGAUCGCGUCCGCCAACUACGUGUCUCCUUUGCGAUCGGUGCUCCUGAUCGCCUACGCCGUUGUUUGCAUCGCCAAGUCCUUCGAGACAAUCAUCCAUCGGAUACCAAACGCAGCUGAAUUGUCAUUUUACAAGCCCCUCGCUGCUCACCGCCGAUUGAUUUCUUCGCAUCAUCCUUAGCGACAGGAUCCCUAUUGCGCGCAGUUGGAUCCAGCUUCGAGAUCCGACAACCAAAUCCGCUCCGAUCCAAACAUGUCCAUGUACCCUCAUCGCGGCAUGCCCGCCGGCCCCCCUGGCAACUCUGCUCGCCUCAACGAGCUUCUCGAACAAAUUCGGGCCGAGUUCGAGACGCAGAUGCGCCAGUCUGAAGGCUUCGAGCAUCAAAUUUCUGCACAAGUAAGCGAGAUGCAGCUCGUGCGAGAGAAGGUCUACACAAUGGAGCAGACCCAUAUGACCUUGAAGCAAAAGUACGAGGAAGAAAUCAGCAUGCUUCGCCACCAGCUCGAGGCUGCGCGCAAGGGAGGUCCUCAGCCUGGUAUGGCUGGUCCUCCCCAACACGCCGGCCCUUCUCAGCAACCUCCUUCUAUCGCUCCCGGCAACGGCCUCUUUAGCGGCAUCAUGGCUGGAGGCAACCAGGCUGGUCUUGCUCCUCCUCAGCAGCAUGUUCCUCCCCAGGAGCAGCAGAUGGGUCCUGGACAUCAGAUGCCUCCCGGUCCUCCUGGCAUUUCCGGCCCUCCUCACCCCAGCGCUGGUGCUCCGUACCAGCAAGGCUAUCCCCAGGGCCCCGUUUCCAACGGAAUGGGGCAGCCUCCUCAGGGCACCGCAUCGCCGGGCCCUAACCGCGGUAGAGUUGGUCGUCCCCCAAAUGCAGUCGGCCCUGCGACGCCUCAGAUUAACACUCCGGCACCUUAUCCUCCUAACGCCCAGUCUCCUCAGGUCAGCCACCCUACCCCGGAGCAUGGCCGCAUGGGUGGCCCAAGAGCUCCUCCCCCUCCCGUGGGCAACGCCCUUGGCGACCUUGAAGUAGACGCUGUCGCUCCUCACAACAAGAAGACCGGCAAUGACUGGUACGCCAUUUUCAACCCCCAGGUUCAGCGCGUCCUCGAUGUUGACCUGGUCCACUCUCUUACUCAUGAGAGUGUUGUCUGCUGCGUUCGCUUCAGCCAUGACGGCAAGUACGUCGCAACAGGCUGCAACCGCUCUGCACAAAUCUUUGAUGUCCAGACUGGCGAAAAGGUCUGUGUCUUGGAGGAUCACAACGCGCAAGACAUGACUGCCGAUUUGUACAUCCGCAGUGUCUGCUUCAGCCCUGAUGGCCGCUACUUGGCCACUGGUGCUGAGGAUAAGCUCAUUCGCGUCUGGGAUAUUCAGUCUAGAACCAUUCGCAACCACUUCUCUGGCCACGAGCAAGAUAUUUACUCUCUCGACUUUGCUCGCGACGGCCGAACUAUUGCCUCCGGCUCUGGCGACCGAACGGUUCGAUUGUGGGAUAUUGAGGCUGGUACCAACACAUUGACCCUCACCAUCGAGGACGGUGUCACAACUGUUGCCAUUUCUCCUGACACCCAGUACGUUGCUGCUGGUUCGUUGGACAAGAGCGUUCGCGUCUGGGACAUUGCUAGCGGCUAUCUCGUCGAACGUCUCGAGGGCCCCGACGGCCACAAAGACUCUGUCUACUCUGUGGCAUUCUCCCCCAACGGCAAGGACCUCGUCAGUGGCUCCUUGGAUCGCACCAUCAAGAUGUGGGAGCUCAGCACCCCUCGUGGCGCUCCCAACUCGGGCCCCAAGGGCGGCAAGUGCGUCAAGACCUUUGAAGGUCACCGCGACUUUGUCCUCUCUGUUGCCCUCACUCCCGACGCCAACUGGGUUCUGUCUGGUUCCAAGGACCGUGGUGUUCAGUUCUGGGAUCCUCGCACGGGCACUACUCAGCUCAUGCUUCAGGGCCACAAGAACUCGGUCAUCUCAGUGGCUCCCAGCCCACAGGGCGGCUACUUUGCUACCGGUUCGGGAGAUAUGAAGGCUCGCAUUUGGUCCUACCGUCCAUUUUAAGGCGUUUUCAACGGAGUGAACUUUUGGCGCACGAUGGGUUUUGUCAACGCUACGAGAUUGUGGGAGAAAUCAACCUGAUGUUUCUUGUGUCUGUUUCUGUUUUUCUCUUGGCAGCUAGUAGUUUUGUUGUUGUCCUUUUUUUUUUCUAUUCUGUCUGUAUCUGUCUUCUUUUUAUUGAUGUUCAAAUCUGACCCCGACUAUACUCGGCGCUACUGCUGGGGCGCCAGCCGCUUGUGUCUCUGUCUCGCUAUGCAGGCAGACCUGCGACUUGGCGCGACUGGUUGCAGCUAUAUGCUUACUCUUCUGGCACCAAUGUAUGGUUUAGUAAGGGGCCUAUUUUGUAUGUAUGUUCUAUAGCGGGAA